CUUAUACUCUGUCAUUUUCUCUCCCCUAGUGAUCGCUGCAAGUUUGGAAAUGGGUAGCUCAAAGUGUUGUGAAAAGGAAGGGUUCAAGAGAGGAACCUGGACAGCUGAAGAAGACCAAAAGCUCACUGCUUACAUUCAACUACAUGGCCAUGGCAGCUGGAGUACCUUGCCUGAGAAAGCAGGGCUAAAGAGAUGCGGCAAGAGCUGCAGACUGAGGUGGAUCAACUACCUAAGACCUGAUAUCAAGAGAGGAAAGUUCAGCUUACAGGAAGAGCAGACCAUCAUUCAACUCCAUGCUUUUCUUGGGAACAGAUGGUCAGCUAUAGCUGCUCACUUGCCAAAGAGAACUGAUAAUGAGAUCAAGAACCAUUGGAACACUCAUCUAAAGAAAAGGCUAAUCAAAAUGGGCAUCGAUCCCAUGACCCACAAGCCCCGAAUCGAUGCCCUUGGCUUCCCGACCGGUCACGGCGGCAUCGACUCCAAUUUAAGCCACAUGGCUCAGUGGGAAAGGGCUCGCCUCGAAGCGGAAGCCAGGUCCGCCCGCAUAUCGACCAAUAAACCAGCAGUACCAAAUCAUGUCCAACCAAAAACAUCCCAGCUCGGGUGUCUAAUACCGAGGCCCAAGUGCCUUGACGUGCUCAAAGCAUGGCAAGGUUUGGUCACCGGCAUGCUUAGCUUCCCUGACCGUGACGAUCUCGAGUCCCCGGGGUCAAUAUCGAACUUUUCCGAUGGCCGGUUUCAAGUUCCAACCGCUGGAAUAAAUCAAAAAGCAGCAGGCGAAGGUACUCUGAUACCUUGCAUUGCAACGAAUUCAUAUACGUACAACGAAUUGGAUGACGUAGGUAAUUGGAAACGUUGUGAAAAGUUUAACCAAAUGCAAGAAUUCGAAGAAGCAUUGGAAGGGAGGAUGUGCUCAACAGAAGAUGCAGGGUUCAUGGACAGUAUUUAUGUGGAAGGAAAUGAUUAUGAGGUGAUUGCAAAUAUCAUGGGGGACUCACCAGGUACCUUGGUGGGUGUACCAGUUUCAUAUUCAUCAAUGGAGCUAGAGAUAUCGAAUGAAAGUUGCAGCAUUGGCUGCAUGGUGGAUAAUGGGAGCUACUGGGAUCCCACACUCAAGUUCAUGAAUGCUUCCUCUUCUGAUUCUCCCCUCUUCUAAUUUCUGAUAUUGAGAACCAAAAUGCAGUGUUUUAACGAAUGAUAUAGUGCUUAGAGGUCAAUGUAUUUGUAGAUUCUUUAUCCAAAUGUUUGGUGAUAUAACCGAUAUUCGAGCAAAUAAGUUACU
Molecule: messenger RNA, 1282 nt
Organism: Theobroma umbraticum
Lineage: Eukaryota; Viridiplantae; Streptophyta; Magnoliopsida; Malvales; Malvaceae
Product: transcription factor MYB16-like
Source: RefSeq, a predicted model, not a curated record